This is a messenger RNA of Sinocyclocheilus grahami, 1530 nucleotides long. RefSeq names its product serine/threonine-protein kinase NIM1. Lineage: Eukaryota; Metazoa; Chordata; Actinopteri; Cypriniformes; Cyprinidae. The transcript has 5 exons. The coding region runs from base 136 to 1491 and encodes 451 amino acids. Gene Ontology annotation, molecular function: tau-protein kinase activity; ATP binding. The record is from RefSeq and is a predicted model, not a curated record. Gene Ontology annotation, cellular component: cytoplasm. Gene Ontology annotation, biological process: protein phosphorylation; intracellular signal transduction; microtubule cytoskeleton organization.
UCAUUGAGAUGAACGUUAAUAAAUAAUACUCGCCUGAUUGAAUAAGACUGGUCUUCAUUGGUCUUCACUGGAUUGAAUAAGACUGGAUCUUAAGGACCUUAGGCAACCAGAAGGAGAAACCAGAAGACGUAGAGGAUGUUUUUAUGUAUGACGAGCGGCACUUUACCACUAAAGACUGAGAAAAAAGGGAAAGGACAGGUUCUGUGGCAGGUGGCCCAGCAAACAAUGCCGUCUCGCCACAAAGAGCUUGUGCCUCAGUCGGCCUGGAUGGAGGUCGAUAAAACCACGGAGGAGAAGACGAGCAGUCAAGCACUGGACAGAAAACCUGCAGUUGAGAGCCCGGAGGUCAGCGUGAAGCAGACGCCUUUCGCAAGAGCCGUCUAUGACCUCGGCCACAAGGAGAAGCUUGUCAAUGACCUCACCUUCGGCAAAUGGAUUGGCUUUUACGAGCUUCACGGUGAAAUAGGCAGCGGAAACUUCUCUCAGGUCAAACUCGGCAUUCACGAUCUGACCAAUGAAAGGGUAGCUGUUAAGAUCCUGGAUAAGUUGUGUUUGGACAAGCGCUCGCAGAGGUUGUUCUCGUCUGAGAUACGCUGCAUGGAAAGACUGUCCCACCCCAACAUCGUGCGUCUGUAUGAGGUGGUGGACACGUUUCGCAGGCUUCAUCUGGUGAUGGAGUACGCGCCUGGAGGAGAGCUGUUCUCCAGGAUCGUCACCAGAGGACGCCUGUCUGAUCUGGAGAGUAAACUGGUCUUCUCUCAGAUACUGUCUGCUGUCAAACACAUGCAUGACAACAACAUCAUCCACCGGGACCUGAAGGCUGAAAACGUCUUCUACACCACCACAUACUGCAUCAAAGUGGGUGACUUUGGCUUCAGUGCUGAAUGCAAACCCACCGACAUCCUCACCACCUUCUGCGGCUCUCCGCCCUACGCCGCCCCUGAACUCUUUCGGGACGAGGGUUACAUCGGACCGCUGGUGGACAUUUGGGCUCUGGGCGUGCUGCUGUACUUCAUGGUGACGGCCACGUUCCCCUUUACCGGCUCGAGUCUGAGACGACUGCGCUUCUGCAUCCUCAGAGGAUCCUACGCCUUUCCUGCGUUCGUGCCUGACGCCUGUCAGUAUGUGAUUAAGGGCGCGUUGAGGCUGGUUCCGGCUGACCGGAUAUCCCUGGCGCAAAUCAUGUCCAGCGCGUGGUUGAGGGGAGUCGAGUAUCCGCAGCCGUACGCACCUGCUCCUCCCACACCUGCGCACCUGGCCGACCCCUCACGGACGCUCUCCGCCGACGAGCGCUCGGUCAAACUCGCCCUCGAGGAGCUGGGAAUCACCGAGAUUCAUCUCAGGAACAACAUGGUGUUGGAUUGCCGAAGCCCGCUGACCGGGAUCUACCGGAUUCUUCUGCACCGAAUCCAGAGGAGCAGAUCCGUAGAGUCUGCGGGAUACACGGCGCUCUUCAUUUGUCGGCAGUAUAAUAAACUCAUAAGGAAAUAGAAGGAUUAUCUGCUUUGCUUACAAAACCUUCCCACCCAC